AUGACACAAAAAUUUAAAGUUAUACAUGGUUUACAAGAAAAUCUUUCUGGUUCUUGUUGCCGUGGCUGUUUCAAUAAACAAACUUCAUUAGUAGGAAAUACUAAUUUUCCCUCAUCUAUUUACCUAAUGAUUGUUCGAUUAGAUAGAUUUGGUAAUGAGACAAAUGUAGCAGAUAGUUAUUGCUCAAAAUGUGCUAUUGAUUUCUAUAACCGAAAGGCAGACGAAUUGGCUGGUCAACACAAGGUUCAAGAAAUGAAAAGAGACAAAUUUA
Molecule: messenger RNA, 271 nt
Organism: Funneliformis geosporum
Lineage: Eukaryota; Fungi; Glomeromycota; Glomeromycetes; Glomerales; Glomeraceae
Source: the annotation of a GenBank genome assembly